Messenger RNA from Cotesia congregata, 1140 nucleotides. NCBI's taxonomy places the organism in Eukaryota, Metazoa, Arthropoda, Insecta, Hymenoptera, Braconidae. The record is from the annotation of a GenBank genome assembly.
AUGGUUCUCGAGAGUACGAUGAUAUGUCAUUUGGAUGUCGACAACAGCGACUAUAUGAGAAAUGGAGAUUUCUUACCAACAAGACUUCAAGCUCAACAAGACGCUGUCAAUUUAGUAUGUCAUUCAAAAACUCGCUCAAAUCCAGAAAAUAAUGUUGGGUUGAUUACGCUUGCUAAUGUAGAAGUACUUGCUACUUUAACAAGUGACGUAGGACGAAUUUUGUCAAAACUACAUCAGGUUCAACCUAAUGGCAAUCUCAACAUAAUUACUGGGAUCAGGAUCGCUCAUUUGGCGCUCAAGCACCGCCAAGGGAAAAAUCAUAAGAUGAGAAUCGUAGCCUUUGUCGGGAGCCCGAUUCUAUUCGACGAAAAAGAGCUUGUCAAAUUAGCAAAGCGCUUAAAGAAAGAAAAAGUCAACGUUGAUAUUGUCAGUUUCGGUGAAGAAGCUGUUAAUAAUGAUGUAUUGACAUCAUUUAUAAAUGCUUUAAAUGGUAAAGAUGGUACUGGAAGUCAUCUUGUAACCGUGCCUCCUGGUCCACAUCUAUCAGACGCUUUAAUAUCCUCUCCAAUAAUUCAAGGGGAAGAUGGCAUGGGUGGUCCGGGAAUAAGUGGAAAUGCUUUCGAAUUUGGCGUAGAUCCUAAUGAAGAUCCGGAACUAGCAUUGGCAUUGCGAGUUUCUAUGGAAGAACAACGACAACGCCAAGAAGAAGAAGCUCGUCAUGCUCAAGUUGCAGAAACUGAAGUUAAACAGGAAAUAGUUACAGAAACUCCAAAUGAAGAAGCUAUGCUUAAACGGGCUUUAGCUAUGUCACUCGAGGGUACUGAGGAAGUAUCGAGCGUACCAGAGACUAAUCCCACUUCUAGCCAAGUUCCAGAUUUCGCUCGAAUGUCCGAAGAAGAACAGAUUGCUUUCGCAAUGCAAAUGUCUAUGCAAGAUCAACAAGACUUUGAGCCUGAAAAAGAAGAAGCCAUGGAAGUUGAAGAUGACUAUGCUGCUGUUAUGUCCGAUCCUACAUUUUUGCAGACAGUUUUAGAAAGUCUUCCUGGUGUUGAUCCGCAAUCAGAAGCUGUACGUCAAGCCGUUAGUUCCAUACAGCAAAAUAAAGAUAAAGAAAAAGACAAAAAUAAUGAAAAAAAAUAA